AUGGACUCGGUGCAGUCGAUAGAUCCAUUGCAGCUUGAUGUUUCGGCCAUUCCAAACCUACCGGGUUUCACAGUGAAAACGAAGAAGAAGAACCACGGCAGAUGUCAUACGUUCAGCUUAGUGAAUGGCGUCCGGAUCGAGCAGUCCGAAGGCAUGACCUUCGACAAGCCGAAGUUCGUAAAGGUCCCUCUCAGCCUGGAGCCGAAAAGGCUGGGCUCUAUGGGGCAGACCACAACGGACGCAGAUUACAAGGAUCAUGUCCAAGCAUCUGAGACAGAAGCUCCCGCUUGGGAUGUGCUAGACAGGCACGUGCUGCGCUUCUAUGGCCAGUUUCAAGAGUCGGUGGUGGAGACCAACCUCGAAAACUACAGGGUGCGACAGUGCGUCAUCAUGUACUACUUGGAGGAUGACACGUGCCACAUCACGGAGCGGAAGGUGGAAAACAGCGGAAUCAUGCAAGGGCAGCUCCUUCGCCGCCACCGCUUCCCGGGUCCAGAGGGCUACCUCUCUUGGCAAGACCUUCGAGUUGGAGGUGAGCUCUACGUCUACGGCCGUGUGAUCCAGAUCUUGGAUUGCGACGAGUGGACUCGCAAGUACUACACGCAGAUGGGCAUGGAGCAGGAUGCGAGUCUGGAGCCCGCGGUAGACGCCUUCGCGGAGACACAGUUUGAGAUCGGCGGCGGAGGACGGCCAAAGGUGCAUCAGCCCCGAUCCUACGAGACAGUCUACCGCGAGCAGAGCAUCGGAGGCGGGCACAUCAACGUCAACAUGCAGCAGUUCAUGGAGUGGGACCGAAAGGUCUGUCGCUUCUAUGCUGUCUUUGACGAUGUGAAGAUGCCGCAGUUCGAGCGAAGGCCGUUCGAGAUCUUGUAUUUCCUCGCAGAUGACACGGUCGAGAUCCGGGAGAAAUACCCACUCAACUGCGGCCGAGAUCCCUUUCCCAUCUUCUUUCGGCGAGGAAAGUUGGGCCGUGGGCAGGCCAAGGUGAUGGGCCCGCUUGACAGGCUCCAGCGGAAAGAUGAGCUGAUCGGCCUGGAAGACUUUAGCAUUGGCGAGUCUCCGGAGCUUCUGGGGCAACGCUUCUUCAUAUAUGAUGCCGACGACUUCACUAGGCGAUACUAUGAGAAGCAGCUUGGCGUCAAGUUGACCGAGGCGGUGGAUGUCAGGCUCCCAGACAGGACGGUUCCCCGGCCAAAGACGCCGCCAUACACAGGCUACGGAACCUGGGACGAUUCCAUGGGUUCCGUGCACUCCCUUGCGCCGAAGCCUCCCAAGAAGGACUUGGUGAAGCUCUUCGAAAACGAGGGCCGCAUCCUGCGCUUCACUGCCCAAUUUUACAAGGCGAAACCCGAGGAUGCCGACCGACUUUUCAUCGUGAACUUCCACCUCUUCGACGACACCUUGUCCAUCCAUGAGCCACCGCAGCGAAAUAUGGGCAUCCUCACCGGCAAAUUCCUGGAAAAGAGCAUCCACCUCAACCAGGAAACGGGCGCCCUCUUCAAGGUGGAGGAUUUCGUGCCUGGCAGCGUGAUCAAGGUCUACAACCGAGAGUUUGAGAUCCUGGACAUGGACGACUACACCAGGAAGUUCUUGGAGGAGGGCGGGGUGAAGAGACACUUCGACCUCGAAGGUGUCCUGCAGAAGCUGCGGGAAGGCAUGCGCCAGCAGUACCCACUGGCCCGCGACAUCUUCCGCAAGUUCGACGCUGACCACGACGGCGUCCUGACAAAGACCGAGUUCAAGAACGCCCUGGUGAAGUGGGGCUUCCAGGUGACCGAGGAGGAGGCCCUCAUCAUCAUGAAGGCUUUCGACUCGCGAAAGGACGGCCAGAUCAGUUACAACGAGUUCUGCGAUACCCUCAUCGAUGAGGACUACACCUAUGUAAUGAUGAAACAGCGACCCAAGCUGAACCAGGAAGUUGGGAAUUACCCGGAGCUGGCCAGGACAAAGCUUGAGGAGCAAGGCGAAAGGGAGAAGAUUCGCGCUGCAGUGCGGAACAUGGGAGACGUGGUGUACAAGCACAAUGCAAACUUCAUGCGCCUCCUCAAGGAGUUCGCACACCUGACGCACGAGAACACGGUGACUUGCGAGCAGAUUGUCCAAGCCCUGGAUUCUAUCGGCAAGACCUUCAGCUUGGAGGACGUGCAGCGAUGCGUGUCCUAUGUGUUGCCGGAUUGCGAUUUCGAUAAAGUCGAGUACGUGCCCUUCUUGAAGGCGGUUGUGACCUCUUUCCACGACCUCAGCGCAAGUCGAUGA
Symbiodinium sp. CCMP2456 is the source of this 2256-nucleotide messenger RNA. Lineage: Eukaryota; Dinophyceae; Suessiales; Symbiodiniaceae. The record is from the annotation of a GenBank genome assembly.